AUGCCAGGACGACAGGCCCACGGCCGGCCCCUGCUGGCCCAGCCGACCAAGAAACGCGCCGGUCCAAAAUCAAAGGCCAAAUCACGAGGCCACGCCCUUGACGCCUUCGCCAUCGCUUCGAAGCAGGUCGAGCCGGAGCGCAUAACCCGCCGGGGACGAGACCUUGACCUGGAGCCGGAAAAGGAGCACAAGAAGCACCGCAGAGACGAGGAUGACGAUGAGGACGAGGAUGAGGACGGUGGGGCUGAUGAGGACGAGGGCCCGCGCAAGAAGCGAGCUCGUAGGUCGGCAUUCAACGAGGAGGAUGGAGAGAACUCUGAGGACGAUGAGCGUGGGAGCGACAGCGAGGGCCACGAAUGGCAUGUGGGAGUCGACGGCGAGGACGAGGACUCUGAGAUAGACAGCGAUGAGGCCUUUGGCGAGAGUGACGACGACCGCUUCGACGGGUACAAGUUUGGCGGAAGCCGGGCUAAGGAGGAUGAAGACGACUCUGAUGCAGAAGAUGACGAUUCGCUGGGCGAAGAUGCGAUCGACCUUGCACAGGCCUUGGAUCAAGUGUCUGACGAGGACGACGAAGGGUCUGCCGGUGACACAGAAUCUGGUUCGGAGGAUGGCGAGGAGUCCGAAUCCGAGUCAUCUGUUAGUGAGGACGAAGAUGAGGAUGAGGACGACCCAUCGAAAAUGGAUGCUCUUCAGAGCCUCAUCAAAGGCUUUGCGGAUGACGAAGGAGAUCAUGCCGAGGCUGACGGCUCCUCAAACUCCAAGCAGAAGAUAAGCCUGAAGGACUUGGGACUCUUCGGCGUCAAGGAUCCGGACAUGAAAAAGUCCCUCAAGCUCAUGAAGAAGGAAGAGCAUGAAGGAAAAGCAAGCUCUUCCAAGAAGCUCGAUGUGCCUCUUGCCAAACGUCAGCAAGAUCGUCUCGAUCGUGCUGCAGCGUAUGACAAGACCAACCAGACACUCAACAAAUGGACCGAGACCGUCAAGCACAACAGGCGGGCGGAUCAUCUUGUCUUCCCGUUAGCGAACACAUUGCCCAAUGCUGGGCUGGACAAUGGCGAGCUGCUGCCUCUGACGAAGAAGACUGCUGGCACGGAGCUCGAGCAGACUAUCAUGUCAAUCAUGGAGGAGAGCGGUCUUGGGCCUAGCGCAAAGCAGAAGGACGAACAAAAGCAAUUAGCAGACGGAGAGCCAGCAGAGACGAUUUCGCGGGCUGAUCUGCAGGAGAUCUGGGCGCAGCGCAGGCGAGACAGAGAGCUUCAGUCCCGCGAGCAGGCCAAGGCAAAGAGGAUAAAGAAGAUCAAGAGCAAAGCCUACCGCCGGGUCCAUCGGAAAGAGAACCUACGGAAUGAAGAGGCGACGUACGAUGCCAUGAAGGCCGCAGGCGAGAUCGACUCGGAAGAGGAGCGAGAGACUCAGCACCGCAGGCGAGCGAUGGAAAGAAUGGGCUCGCGGCACAAGGAGAGCAAGUGGGCCAAGAUGGCAUCGAAGACGGGCCGCGCUGCGUGGGACGACGAUUUCCGCUCUGGGCUUACGGAUAUGGCUCGGAGAGACGAGGAGCUACGUCGACGUGUUGAAGGGAGGACAGGCACCGCAGACGAUGGAGACGAUUCUGACGCCACGAGCUCUUCUGGCGACGACGAUGGAAAUAGCCGUCUCCUUCAACAACUCAAUCGACUCGAAGAUGAUGCAGACGAGGCUCCACAAUCAAAUCUUAUGAAGAUGGCCUUCAUGCAGAAGGCGGAAGCUGCAAGAAAGAGAGCAAAUGACGAGCUCAUCGCCCAGAUCCGUCGAGAUCUGGACUCGGAAAAUGAAAGCGACGUGGCGGAGGGCGAUGUUGGUCGUCGAACAUACGGCGCACCCAAGACCAUUUCCAGUCGAUCUGAGGAGCCUGCGGAAGAAGUCAAUGAAACAACAGGCAGCACUGCCCAGAGUCGAUCAGCCAAAGCAAAGACCGGUCUAUCUGCUGCUAUCCCAACAGUUCCUGAGCCCCAGACAUCGACCCCUGGCGGCGCUGGCGCCUGGUCAAGAGGCGGCAAGCCGAGCAGCAAGAAAGACAAGAAGCUGAGCAGCGCCCAGGUCGCCGAGCUCGACCUAAGCAGCAACAUCCUGAUCGCAAGCAAGCCCGCCUCCAAAGCCAAGCCAAAGACCACACAGAACGGCACACCCAGCGCCGACGAUUCGCCAUCCGACUCGGACGACGAAGGCGCGAUGCACCUGCCCCUGGCGGUCCGCAACCAGGAGUUGGUGGCGCGCGCCUUCGCAGGCGACGACGUGGUGGGCGAGUUUGAGCGCGAGAAGGAGGCGGCCGUCGAGGCGGACGACGACAAGGUCGUCGACAACACGCUGCCGGGCUGGGGCAGCUGGGUGGGCGAGGGCGUGAGCAACCGCGAGAGGCGGCGGCACCAGGGGCGCUUCGUGACGACGGUGGCCGGCGUCAAGAGGAAGGACCGCAAGGACGCCAGGCUGGAGCGCGUCAUUGUCAAUGAGAAGCGCGUGCACAAGAACGACAAGUAUCUUGCCUCUCAGCUGCCACAUCCGUUCGAGUCGCGGAACCAGUACGAGCGGUCGCUCCGUCUGCCAAUGGGCCCGGAAUGGAUGACGAAGGAGUCGUUCCAGGCCGUCACGAAGCCGAGGGUCAUUGUCAAACAGGGUAUCAUUGCCCCGAUGUCCAAACCAGUUCUUUAA
Phaeoacremonium minimum UCRPA7 is the source of this 2685-nucleotide messenger RNA. Its product is annotated as putative small nucleolar ribonucleoprotein complex subunit utp14 protein. NCBI's taxonomy places the organism in Eukaryota, Fungi, Ascomycota, Sordariomycetes, Togniniales, Togniniaceae. The record is from RefSeq and is a predicted model, not a curated record. Bases 1 to 2685 code for a protein of 894 amino acids. Gene Ontology annotation, biological process: rRNA processing. The transcript is spliced from 2 exons. Gene Ontology annotation, cellular component: small-subunit processome; nucleolus.